Molecule: messenger RNA, 1741 nt
Organism: Amphimedon queenslandica
Lineage: Eukaryota; Metazoa; Porifera; Demospongiae; Haplosclerida; Niphatidae
Product: CDK5 and ABL1 enzyme substrate 2-like
Exons: 9
Coding region: 242-1717 (491 amino acids)
Biological process (GO): regulation of cell cycle
Source: RefSeq, a predicted model, not a curated record
AAACGAGCACAAGGCAAAUUAAAUUAUUUUGUUAUUAUUGAAAAAAGACCCAUUGUUCAGUAAGAGCAGAGUUUGCUCUCUUCUGUGCCUAUUUAAACAAUAAAUGGACCUGCAAUAUCACUCCCUACAGUCAGUGUAGGCAGUAACAGCAAGAAAUAGAAAACAAAGAGAAAGGUGAAUAGAUUAUCCACCCACUCUGCUGGCGGAGUGGGAGGGGUAGCUAGCUAGGCGGAUUAUAAAGAUGGCGUCAUCCACUGAAGAUGUUUAUAUCACUUCUGCUUCUUCCUUGGACCUUGAACAAGAGGAAAGGCGACUAGAGGAGCUCACCCCAUCACUCCCUCCUCCUUCGUCUCACAGCAGCCUCUGUCGUAGGAGACGAGAGAAGAUAUACAGUCUGGGAUACAGCUCCGAAGAGAGACGCGAUACAAGACGAGAAGCAGCCAAAGCUUUCUUUCUCUCCAUACCACUAGACUCAGAGCUAGAACAGAAAGAAGAGACCGAUGAACGGAAAGAGUCUGAACCGCCCAAAGAGCCACCAGUUCCAUUAAAACUCUCCUCUAUCACAGAAUUACUCUCACCACUGACCACUCAGCCUAUUAGUGUUACAGCUAACUCCUCAGGCCUACAGUUCACUCGGGAUGUAGGAUCAGCUGACUCACCACGACGUAGUCGAAAGAACAAGAAGGUUCAAGGCUCCUCCUCUUUUUCACACGUUAAGAAGCUAUCUUAUGGGAGUGGGUCUGUGCAUCAAUCUGUGAAGACUUUGAGAUCCUUUAGUAUAGAACCUGAAGACAGGAGGUUAGGGUUUGUAUAUAAUGGAUAUCCUGUUGUAUUAUAUUCACUUGUGCCAUAUUCUAAACCUUCAAGAGCUGAUACAGUGCUGACAGGGAGAGCUCGUACGAGUAGUAUCAGUGUACAGCUGGAACUGGAUGGGGUAGACUUAGGGGACCCCACCAAAGAAGUAUCCUUAUCUUCAUUGUUAGAACCAGUGUGGAGAUUAGAGCCACAUAUUGAUCAGUCUAAACAAACUGCACUGAACAGGUCAGCAAAGAAAGCCCCUGUCCUGAUUCACCAGUCUUCACUGAGGGACGUUGGAGACAAUGCUACCACAACUGGAGUACCUUCAAGACCUUAUGCUCCUCAAUCCUUCAAAGAGAACCACUCGUCUCAAUAUGUUAACCUCAAUUAUGACCCACGGUCCCUCGACAAUCCGGAGUAUUUCAAAGGACGCAAUGUUACGACUCUUAAUCUCGCUAGCUAUAGAGUGUCACUGGUUAAAUAUGCCAGGGAGAGAGAGGUGAAGAAAGAGAUUAAUAAUCAAUUUGCAGAGAUAUUCCCGUACAUCAAACUAACUCUAUCAAAGCUAAGAAGUAUCAAAAAAGAAAUGAUAUCAGUUGGAACUGAGUGUGGGGUUGACCCUGUAAUUAUUGCUCAUUCCCUCGUCUACUUUGAAAAGCUUGUGCUCAUGGGGAAGGUCAGUAAAUCCACUCGGAAGUUGCUAGCAGGUGCCUCACUUUUAUUAGCCGCCAAAUUCUCCAGUGACAUGAAGAGACCAAAUAUAAAGACCUUAAUUGAAGAAAUGAUUGAUAAGUUUAGGUUCUCGCAAAGGGAACUGUUACUAUAUGAAUUCCCAACUCUAGUGGCGCUAGAUUUCUCUCUCCUAACUCCAAUGCACCAAAUAAAACCACACAUUGAUCAUAUAUUAUCUCUUGAAUAACAAAAAAAGCCAAUCUCAACCUAA